AGCAUCAUCAAUACAACCUUUCUGCUAAGCUCGCUGACCGCGUGGCCAUUCCCCUUCCGUCGGCUUGCCUCGUUUCCGCCCGCAUCGCCGUCCCCCGCUGAUCCCUGGAGCAGCCAAAGUACUUGGCGAACUCAUCAGAGGGCAGGUUGAUACUUCAACACCGUGACUGUCAUUAGCCGCGAUCGCCUCCACCUAUUACCUGUUAAACCUACCGGCCCUCCAGACCGCGGAUUGCGACAUAUCUUUUGCCAUCUACCCACCACUUCGUUCCGAUUCCGCUGUACCUUUCCGAAGCAGCUUGCGAUGACCGCUGCAUUGAGUCACUACUGGUUCUGAACCCAAAUUAUUCUCGUGGCCGUCAACGAAGUGCUAGGGUCGGGUAUGGCCUUACACUCUUGAAGCCUUGAGCCAGACAACUGUUCUCGACGCAUUUGCUUGCACUCCGCGAGUUUGUCCACUCUCCAGGGCCCCGGUUGUCGUUCACUAUGGGCUGCUGCUUCUCCCGCUCCUCCGGGCCCAACUCACCCUACCCGGGAGGUGACUUGACGACGUCCGCCGGUGCGAUCAACCCGCCGCCUCUCACUCUUCCCGAAAGCGCACAAAGCGCCGCUCGACGAGGGCAUGCGGGCGCCAACACGGCGAGUAACCAUCGAUCCGCCGGGAACCAAACGCUCGCCGACAACUCCCGAAGGCAUAGCCGACAGCAGCGGCCGCUCGACCAGCACAUCAACAAGCCCCUGAAGCCCUUUUCAUGGAUCUCGAAAGACCGGCUGUGGACGCGCCGGGAGCUGGCGCAAGAGCGUCGGGAUUUCUUCGACACACGUGUGACAGGCAGAGCAGAGAUCUGGCAGACCAUACAUGCUGCACUCCAGGCCAUGUGGGAAGACCCAAAUGGGGCGGAUGGCGUGGCGCUGGCGCAGACGAUCCUUUCGGCCGCAGAAAUCUCGUUGCCUACCGGGAGUCUUGCCAACGGUGUGUACGAUUCCUUGGGCAAUUACUACCCUCUGCCACAGUACAUUGUGUGCGAUCCCAACAAUGUCUCAGAGGACAGCGAUGUCAAGGGCGAGCUUCCAACGGGUGUGGACGACCCACAAGCCGAGGAUAUCUCGGAAGACAUGGAGAAAGACAAACACGUCGUGGACGUGACCCCUCAAGUUACUCUUCGUGCGAGGUUGAGCGAGAACGCCAGAGACUACCAGAUCAUGAUUAGCCCAUCCGAGACUUCCCGGAGCGUUGCAAGGAAAAUCGCAAACAAGGCAUCCUUGAGCGCAGACAAAAGCAUCCGAAUCGCGUACAUGGGCAAGAUCUUGAAGGGGGGCGCGUCCCUCGCAUCACAAGGGUGGCAGGAGGGGCAUAUUGUCAAUGCUCUUGUCUUUGAUCACAAGGCAUGAUAGGCUGUCCCUGUCGCUCUGUUCCUUUAUUUUUCCUCACGAGGGUGCAAUCUACAGCGUCAAUGGAGUUGGGAGUCUAGCGGUGCCCAUCGUCGGUCACAGGGGCCUGUCUUCUUAUUGAUUCACUCUUUCAGUUCAGGAUUUGUUCUUUGUUACAUGCACAAACGGACCAUAAUGAUAGUACAGAUUGGCGUGGAUUUAUAGUGGCAAUGGCGUUUUCCUACGUUUCCAGUUUCCCCAUCGCCCUUCAUUUGGGAUGG
Molecule: messenger RNA, 1651 nt
Organism: Emericellopsis atlantica
Lineage: Eukaryota; Fungi; Ascomycota; Sordariomycetes; Hypocreales; Bionectriaceae
Exons: 2
Coding region: 486-1391 (301 amino acids)
Molecular function (GO): protein binding
Source: RefSeq, a predicted model, not a curated record